This is a messenger RNA of Papilio machaon (common yellow swallowtail), 1511 nucleotides long. It is a transcript of the gene aay, whose product is annotated as phosphoserine phosphatase. NCBI's taxonomy places the organism in Eukaryota, Metazoa, Arthropoda, Insecta, Lepidoptera, Papilionidae. The coding region runs from base 448 to 1134 and encodes 228 amino acids. Gene Ontology annotation, biological process: L-serine biosynthetic process; dephosphorylation. The transcript is spliced from 6 exons. Gene Ontology annotation, molecular function: magnesium ion binding; L-phosphoserine phosphatase activity. The record is from RefSeq and is a predicted model, not a curated record. Gene Ontology annotation, cellular component: cytoplasm.
UUAAUUGUAUUAGAUAGUUACUAAAGGCCAUAUUCGAGUACCUUAUCAAGGUUUUAGACCACGGUCGUCAUGUUAUGACACUACAAUUGUUUACAGUCGCUAACCGGUUGGCACCGUUAACUAAGUUCAUAAACAAAAACCUUGUUUGUGCGUCUGUUUCUAUAUUUAUCAUUUGCAAUGUGACCACAAGUUGCACGCGCCUCCGACCUUUAGCCACGUCAAUUGUGUCAUUAUGUGUGUCGCAGGAAAUGCCUCGUCACAGGCGUAUUGGAUAGUUAGAAUUAACUGUAAUAACACCUUUCGUGUCACCACUUCAGUAUUGCAUGUAACGUGAUUGUUGAUAGUUGUAUUACAAGAUAGCGAAGAGCGUGCAGAAUUAACCAAAGUUUAAAAAGCAACUUGCAGUACGCGACAUUGAAGACGCUAUCGCUGGUGUCUAUCAGCGUGAUGACGCCCCAGCAGACGGUGCAGGAGCUGUUCCGGACAGCGGACUGCGUGUGUUUCGAUGUAGACUCGACUGUUAUCCGGGAUGAAGGGAUCGAUGAACUGGCCAGGUUCUGUGGGAAAGGAGAUGAAGUUAAAAGGCUUACGGCAGAGGCUAUGGGAGGUAGCAUGACGUUUCAGGAGGCUCUGAAGAAAAGGUUGGACAUCAUUAGACCUAGCGUCAGUCAGAUCCGACAGUUCAUUGCAACUUUUCCCAUUAAUCUUACGCCAGGAAUUACGCAAUUAGUAAAGGCGUUACAAGAUAGAGGAGUCACGGUGUAUUUGGUGUCCGGAGGAUUCCGUUGUCUCAUAGAUCCCGUGGCGGAGUUGCUCAACAUCCCAGUCUCACAUGUUUACGCUAAUAGACUCAAAUUCUUCUUCAAUGGUGAGUACGCGGGUUUUGAUGAAAACGAGCCGACUUCCCGUUCGGGUGGCAAGGGGCUGGUUAUCCGGCGGCUGAAGGAACAGCACGGGUACCAGCGGCUCGUCAUGAUCGGAGACGGAGCUACCGACGCAGAGGCCAGCCCGCCCGCUGAUGGCUUCAUAGGUUUCGGAGGUAACGUGAUAAGAGAGGAAGUAAGGAAGAAGGCGUUGUGGUAUGUGACCGAUUUUCAAGAGCUCCUCACCUCCCUUACGAUUCAAGCGAAGUGAGACGCAUGCAAUUUUAGACUUUAUUGCCAUCGUAACACGUUCGAAAGUAACGUGACGAUUAGAUAAAUUUGACAAUGGUUGUUCCAAGCAGUGUAAUUUAUAUCUUAUAGUUGUAGUGUUAAGAGCGGAAUUCGAUUGCGCAUUUAUUUACGUGCUCGUAUGUUAUGUGAUGUACUAGAAGUACAAAUUUUUUAAGUAUUGUCAGGGACCUAGUCCUGAUUCCGGAGAUGUCAUUUAGUGAACGAUCUCUGUGUUUCCACUGCCUAAAUACAUGUAGAAAAACACAAUAUAGAAAAACACUAUGUUUCUUCAAAUGUGUUUCGGCAGUGGAAAUACAUGAGAGCAAAAAUAACAAACGUAAUUAGAUGUGAAAGCGG